AUGUACAGGUAUAUCAUCCAAUCUUGGCCGACUGUUGCAGAACCUGACCUAUUCCUACAUGAAGAUGGCUACUACAUGGUUAAAUUCCAGGAUAGGAUUGAUUUGAAUGAGGUACUACUAGCUGGACCGUAUAGUGUUAAUAAUAAGCCUAUCAUACUAAAACUAUGGACCCCUGACUUUGUGUUUCAUGAUGAAUUCCUAAAAGAGAUCCCACUUUGGAUUAAAUUUCCUCAACUCCCAAUUAGCUAUUGGAGUGGUGAAUCUUUGAGUCGCAUUGCUAGUACAAUAGGCAGUCUUUUAUUUGCAGAUGAAUGUAUAACUAAGAGGACUAGAAUAUCCUUAGCUAGACUGCUAGUAGAAGUUAAUGUCACUACUCCAUUGCCGGAAUGUGUGAAAGUGUUGGAUCCCUCUGGGGAAGUGUUUGAGCAACAAGUGGUGUAUGAGUGGAAACCUAUCUUUUGCAACAAAUGUUUGCAACUGGGCCACAUUUGUGAAACUAAACCAGCUCCCAAGCUUGUCCCCAAACAACUAAGGAAGAGGAGGAAGAGGAGGAGGAGGAGGAGGCCUCAACAGCAGGUUUGGGCCACUAAACCUCAUCCUGAUAAACCUAAGGAACAUCCUGAAACUAACUGA
Messenger RNA from Lycium ferocissimum, 633 nucleotides. RefSeq lists its product as uncharacterized. Bases 1 to 633 code for a protein of 210 amino acids. The transcript has a single exon. The record is from RefSeq and is a predicted model, not a curated record. NCBI's taxonomy places the organism in Eukaryota, Viridiplantae, Streptophyta, Magnoliopsida, Solanales, Solanaceae.